GGAAGUCAAAACAUCACUUCUUUAUAUUACACACAUGUUAUUCUCUCCUUUAUAAGUGUGCAAUGGGCUCAAAGGUGGUAUCCAGUGCCAAGGAGUUUUAUAAUAUUCUUCGGUCUCUUCAAGUUGAGGAAAGCAACGAUCCAUGUACAUAUGAGGAGGACAUCCACAUAUUAAAAAUGAAUGCAGACAGAAUCCCUGUGCUGAAUAUGUUCUGUGGCAACCAGCCAGUCCUCAUCUGUGAGAAAGCUGUAACAAAAAUGUAUGAACCUGAUGAUCAACCAAUGGCUGAAACAUCAAACUGCGCUGACAACGAUAAUGCUGCUGCUGCUGCUGAUGAUGAUGAUGAUGAUGAUGAUGAUGAUGAUGAUGAUGAUGAUAAUGCUGAUGCCAAUGCUCUCCAGACAGAAUUGGGACCACAGCCACUUACGCUCAUGAAAGCAAGGCAGUUGCUGUCUUGGUACACAUUAUCUCAAAACGCUAAUGUGUCAGCUGUGGACAACAACCCCGCCUUACAACCUCUAUGGGUGCGAUGUGACAUGUCUGAUCCAGCUGGAACAACCUGGUUUGGAGCGGAAACGGUCUGCAUGGGCAAUAAAGUGUCUGGUGUCAAAUUAUACUCUGUUACAUGCAAAGCCUCAACUGUGGACAAAGGAUCUCUUAUAACCUUAGACGAGCUUAAACAAGAGCACAAGAAAAGGCACCACCCAUCCUCGAUGGCAAUCAAAGGCAGUGCCACGUUCAAAUUGUUUGGCUCCACUGUUGUUGAAAACACCAUGAUUGGGUCACAGAGUAGUGUGACAGUGGAUUUCAAAUGGAGCCAUGUGGAGAGCAUCCUUGAGACCCCACCCCUGUCUUCUACAGCCACACUGAAUAUCAAAAUUGCAAGCGGGGACAUGAGGAGCCCAAUGUACGUGAUGUACAGGGACCUGGAGUUUCUUCAGGCUCUCGCUGAUGGUUUGAGAUCUGGUGAGACUGAAUGGCUGGAGCCUUUGGAAAGCGUAUCAGCUGUAAAUCUGACCAAGGCCUUCCUAGAAGAGCUUCAGGAUACUGCAAAGAAACUACAGGACCAGACUCCCAAAACAGCUGAAACCACACAGCCGAAAAAUGUGACGGAGACUCACAUUUUUAACUCUUUCUUGGAACGAGGUGAUUUGGAUUUUGUUGAGCAGCUGUGGGUUCGGAUGAGAAAGAGUGUGACUUCAUAUCAAGACAUAGGAGACUGCCUGAAAUUGGUCACGGAAGCUCUAAGAUACGGUGACGUCAAACCCUGGAUUCACAGAGACAGCAGCAGCUCCCUCAGCAAGCUCAUCCUGCAGUCUUACCACCAGCAGAUUGACCAUGUGUCUCUCACAGGUGUCACCCCCAUCCACAUGCUGCUGGAGAUGGGUCUGGACAAGAUGAGAAAGGAUUACAUUAACUACCUCAUCGUUCAAGAAUUGACAACUCUUAACCACUUGUGUUAUUACCUGAGCACAGAGGUUGAUCUGCAGGAGCAAGUGAUCCGGCUCAGCAAACUGCACCACCUGCUGGAAAUAAUAGUGACGUGCAGUACUUUCCUGGGUUUGCCCUACGACCGGCUCUUUCUUCUGACACAAUCCUGUUUGCAGCACUACAAAACACACCCAUAUGAUGAGGAGCAUGAAUUCAAACUGCAGAUCAAACCCGCACUGAUCAGCAAUUUCUACCAGAAAGAGCAGCCCGCCCUGUGGGGGGCUGAGGUGUCCAGUGGCAACGGUUCUCGUGAGGUCAGGACAUCCGUACAGCUCAGUGACAGACCACUGGUUGAUCAUGCUAUCUUUGAAAAUGAUUACUCAAAUGAAACCGUGAAUGGGGACAGUGAGGAUAUGGCCUUGUUCUCCACCAUGGUGUGCUGUAGCCUCGUCAACUUUGCGUGAAUUAACACAGAGGCACCACUUAACAACAAAGGAGGUUUUUAUUGUCAUUUUUGAUAUCCUCACCAUCAAUUAAAAUGCCAGAAGAACUAGCAAAAUGACCUCAUGCUACACCACAAAGUAUAUGUUUCUGUUAAUAUACUGUAAUUUUUAAAAAUGCUUUGAAUAAACUACUUUCAAUCUGUUCUGUGACACUGCCA
This is a messenger RNA of Anoplopoma fimbria (sablefish), 2092 nucleotides long. RefSeq names its product zwilch kinetochore protein (gene zwilch). The transcript is spliced from 18 exons. The coding region runs from base 63 to 1895 and encodes 610 amino acids. Lineage: Eukaryota; Metazoa; Chordata; Actinopteri; Perciformes; Anoplopomatidae. Gene Ontology annotation, biological process: protein localization to kinetochore; mitotic spindle assembly checkpoint signaling. The record is from RefSeq and is a predicted model, not a curated record. Gene Ontology annotation, cellular component: RZZ complex.